UGUCAUCAACCAUUAAUAUAAGUCUCCACCCUAUCUCCCUCCAUUUUCAACUCAGAAAACAUGGAUGUUAAAGACUUGUUUUCCUCUCUCCUCUUCCUCCUCCCACUCUCCUACUUCCUGUGGACCGCCUACGACCGCCGCCGCUGCCGCAGCUGCUACAUCCUCGACUACGAGUGCUACAAGCCCGGCGACGAGAGGAAGCUCAGCACCAAAUUCUCCGGCGAGGUCAUCCAACGCAACAAACAACUUGGCGUCUACGAGUACAAAUUCCUCCUCAAGACCAUCGUCAGCUCCGGCAUCGGCGAGGAGACCUACGCCCCGCAGAUGGUCUUCGACGGCCGCGAGGCCUCCGCCACGCUGGACGACGGCCUCCUCGAGAUGGACGAGUUCUUCCUCGACAGCAUCGCCGCCCUGCUCAAGCGCACCGCCAUCACCGCCUCCGACAUCGACCUCCUCGUUGUCAACAUCUCCAUGCUCUCCACUGCCCCGUCCCUCUCAGCGCGCAUCAUCAACCUCUACAAGAUGAGGGACGACGUCAAGGUCUACAACCUCACCGGAAUGGGCUGCAGCGCCAGCGUCGUCGCCAUCAACGUCGUCGAGAACGUCUUCAAAACUCGGAAGAACUCAGUAGCCAUGGUGGUCACAUCCGAAUCCCUUAGCCCCAACUGGUACAUGGGCAAAGACCGGUCAAAGAUGCUCGCAAACUGCCUAUUCCGGACGGGCGGCUGCGCUCUCAUCCUAACGAACAAGCCAUCGUUAAAGGAAAAGGCCAUGUUCAAGCUAAAAACCCUCGUCCGGACCCACCACGGAGCCAGCGACGAGGCGUACGGGUGCUGCGAGCAGAAGGAGGACGACCUCGGGUUCGUGGGCGUCCACCUCGGGAAGAAUCUCCCUAAGGCGGCCACGCGGGCGUUCAUCGACAAUUUGAAAGAGAUAGCGCCGAAGAUCCUCCCCAUACGGGAGCUGAUCCGGUUCCUGACGGCGAAGAAUCUCCGGAAGGUGCGGCGGAGAUGGAACAAGGCGGCGGCGGGGAAGGUGGCGACGAUCAACUUCAAGAGCGGGGUGGAUCACUUCUGCCUGCACACGGGUGGGAAGGCGGUGAUCGAUGCGAUAGGGCAGAACUUGGGGCUGAGUGAGUAUGACGUGGAGCCGGCGAGGAUGACGCUGCACCGGUUCGGGAACACGUCGGCGAGUAGCCUAUGGUACGUGCUGGCGUACAUGGAGGCGAAGAAGAGGCUGAAGAAGGGAGACAAGGUGUUUAUGAUAAGUUUUGGGGCAGGGUUCAAGUGCAACAGCUGUGUUUGGGAGGUUGUCAGGGAUUUGAAUGGUGAUAAUGUGUGGAAGAGUUUCAUUGAUUGCUACCCAAAGAAGAAUUUGACCAAUCCCUUCUUUGAUAAAUUUGGAUGGGUUCAGGAUGCGGAUGAUAACUUCAGCAUUCCAGAUGAUUAUCAGAUUCCGGAGUAAUAUGACUACUUUUUGUUUUUUUGUAUUAUUGGUCUCUAGUAUACGUGUGUUUUGUUUUUAUUUUAUUUUUCUGAUCCCUUCCGCUGGAAUUGUUUUUGGAGGGGUGGUUUGAUGGAUGAAGUGGAGGAUACUAACCACUUUUGGAAUUGGAAUUUGUACCCUAUAAUAUAACGCUUAUUUAAAAAUAUUUAUCUCUUUGUCUUC
Salvia hispanica is the source of this 1668-nucleotide messenger RNA. RefSeq names its product 3-ketoacyl-CoA synthase 12-like. The record is from RefSeq and is a predicted model, not a curated record. Gene Ontology annotation, biological process: fatty acid biosynthetic process. NCBI's taxonomy places the organism in Eukaryota, Viridiplantae, Streptophyta, Magnoliopsida, Lamiales, Lamiaceae. Gene Ontology annotation, cellular component: membrane. Gene Ontology annotation, molecular function: acyltransferase activity, transferring groups other than amino-acyl groups.